AUGGCUAUGCUGUUUUUUUUCUUGUACGCUCUGUUUGCGACGGUGGUGGUGGCCGAGGAGUCACCUGGUGUUAUGGACACCAGCUCUAUUGUGUGUACCUGCCGCUGUUGCUACCAGGGCGGCUGCAGACCCAUGCCAAACGUCUCCUGGGUUGUGUCCUCCUGUGAACAAUGCAGUACCGCGGUUUGCAACGCCCACAUUCGAAGCGAGGAGGUGCGCAGGGAGACAGCCCGUCUCUUUGAGGGUAUCGAGAGUGACGAAGCUUUUCCAAGCGUUGCAGGGCACCUGGAUGAGUGUAAGGUGAUCUCCGUCUUGGAGGCGGCAACAUGUUCCAGCCGGAACUGCAAACGCACAACGACGAUUAAAGCUGAGUGCUACAACAGGGACGCACCACUCAUCAAGUGCUCCAUCAUUUCCUUCGUGGGCGUAACGGCUGUGGCUAUUGUGUUUGGACUCGUCAAGAACCACAUUCCCGCUCUGCAGGGCCUCAACGAAAAACACUUCAACUACUGA
Trypanosoma rangeli is the source of this 513-nucleotide messenger RNA. RefSeq names its product endochitinase. Bases 1 to 513 code for a protein of 170 amino acids. The transcript has a single exon. The record is from RefSeq and is a predicted model, not a curated record. Lineage: Eukaryota; Euglenozoa; Kinetoplastea; Trypanosomatida; Trypanosomatidae.